This is a messenger RNA of Cladophialophora psammophila CBS 110553, 960 nucleotides long. RefSeq lists its product as uncharacterized. The record is from RefSeq and is a predicted model, not a curated record. Lineage: Eukaryota; Fungi; Ascomycota; Eurotiomycetes; Chaetothyriales; Herpotrichiellaceae. Gene Ontology annotation, cellular component: zeta DNA polymerase complex. The transcript has a single exon. Bases 1 to 960 code for a protein of 319 amino acids.
AUGGCCGGCCCUCCGCCAAACCCAACUACAGUCUCAAAUUUCCUAUCUACGCGUCGUGCCCUGCUAGACACACUCACAUCUUUCCUCACCGUCACAACGCACCACAUCCUCUACCUUCGCCGACUUUACCCACCAGUCUCGUUUCUCUCCGCUAGGGCUUAUAACUAUCCUGUUCGUCAGAACCGGCACCCCGCUGUCUGUGCGUGGGUCAACGAUGCCGUCUCCGCAAUCCGUGACCAACUCGAAAAGAACGUUGUCGAAAAGGUCUUGCUUUGCAUCUACGAGUGUGACAGCAACCGUGUCCUCGAGCGUUGGACAUUUGAUCUCCGUUCCUUCCCUUCCGUCGCUAGAGGUGAGGUAGACAUCCCAUUCGAGUCCAGUCCAUCAGAGGACAACGAUCGACUGAGUCACCACCUCAACCUGGCCGACCUGGAAGCGAACUUCCGCGCCACCUUGUCUCGGAUUAGCACAUCAGCGGCGCGCCUCAGGCCUCUCCCAGAAGGACCCGGUGCUACCGAAUGCAGUUUCACGUUGGCCAUGGAAGUUAAAGAUCAGGCUGACCGACCUGUUGGCCGGAUCGACCAGGAAGAGCGGAAGUGGAUAGCUGCCGAACCACAGCCAUUUCUGUCGAAUGAUCCAUCGUCUUCAGCCCCAGCAUCACAAGGAAAUGAUAAAGGAACAACCUCUCUCUCUCCGCAAACACAUCCAGUUCGCCGUGUUGAAGCCGGAGAGCUCCAAAUGGAAGUCUGGGUGGAAGAGGCAGCGGCAAAAUUUGAGUUUGAUCCCCCAUCAACCUCGCGUGGCUCAUCUUUACCUCCAGAGCAAAGAGCAGCAAAUAUGUCUUAUGGUGCAGGAAAAGAGAAGUUUGACCCGGGCAACAUGUAUACAUACGAUCUCGAGCCACCGGACGUCAACCGCAAGCCGCAAGGCGGAGCCAUGACAGACUAUCAGCGAGGCUAA